Messenger RNA from Rotaria sordida, 650 nucleotides. The record is from the annotation of a GenBank genome assembly. Lineage: Eukaryota; Metazoa; Rotifera; Eurotatoria; Philodinida; Philodinidae.
AUGGCAAUAACAAUGAUUACUUCAACUCCUAGGAAAGAUAAGAAAAUAAAUUCGUCAGCAAAUAAACACAAUCGAGUAUGUGUUUCUGGUACACUUAAACAUAAUCCAAAAUAUGAAUUAAAAAAAGAUGAACUUAGACAAUUAGUAGCACUUCCAACAAAUGAUUCAUCACCAUGGUCAUCUAAUUUUGAAAAAUCAUCUAUAUUAACAAGAGUGAUUGAUGAAAAUAUAUGUCUUCAUCUAUCUGCAUCUAAUGAUCAGAUCGAAUGUAUUCGUCAUUUACUUAAAUUUAGUGCUAAUUCAUUACUUGGAAAUAAUCUUUGUUUAACAGCAUGGUAUAAUUUAUCGAAAUUAAAUGAAACAAUUGAACUUGAAUAUUUACAAAUAUUUGUUAAUAUCAAUCAAAUUCUGGUAAAGAGUUUCAUAUGAUCAUAAUAAUUAAUUAUUAUUUUUUAUAUAUUUUAACCACCUAUAGAUCUAAUUUUCAAUACUAUUGUACAUAAUCAUAUUUAUACUUAUAGUAUAUCUUUUAGAAAACAUUUUAUUUGUACAUCAAAUAACAUUCAAUAAAAGAGAAUAAUAAUCAAUUAACAAAUGAUCUUUGAUAAAUAAAACAUUUAUUUAUUAUUCUAUUUCAUAAAAAUCUUUUG